GGGGUGGGGAAGAAUUGAAUAAAAGGGCGCGAGAAAAAGAAAAGGGGGUUUUGUUGUCAGCGAAAGGAUGGAGGGAAGGGUAGACGUGGAAGAAGCGGCCGUGGGGCUCCUGGCUCGGCUGAAGGACACACUUGCCUCUGAGGGCCACGCCAAUGACGGGGCAGAGGCUGAGCUGCCCGCCAAAGCUUUGGCUGAGCAUGCAGUGAACACCAGAAAGACGCACAAACUGCUGCUCAGCCAGCUACAAGUGGUGAAGUUCCUCCUGGAUUUCCUGGACUCUGACCUUGGCGUUCGAGAUGCCUCUUAUGCAGGUGUCCGGAACAAGAUCCAAGAAGCCAAGCAGCAGUGGAAAGCCCUCAAGGCCGAGUACCAGGAGAAGGUCGAGGCCAUCAAGGAGGCUGUGCCGCAAACCCUGGCCAGACUCGAGGAGGCGCGCCGCAGGGCCCAGCUCUUGGAGGAGACGCUGGGGCGCUACCGAGCCAAGAAAAAGGAGAUGGAGGAGAAGGUGAAGAAUGCUCAAGUGCAGUGCCUCAAGGAACAGGAGCGUUUGCAGAAGCUGCAAGAGCAGAUGGAAGGACAGGUGGCGGAAGCGCAGGGCAGACUGCAGAGACACCAGGAGGAGCUGCAGAGCCUGCAGGGGGCCCUGGAGGAACUGAAGCACCAGGCUGGUGAUUGGCAGGGAAAGGUGCAGAGGAUCUCUGAUUUCCAGGGCUUCAUGGAGACGCUGCAGGGUGUGAAACUGACUCACGCUUCCGAGAGUGACCUGGAGCUUGAGCUGACCCCUCAUGCCCAGCCUGGUACUGCUGAACCCCAUCUCCUAAAGCUACGCCUCCACUGGCGGGAGGACGGCAACAUUGCCCUGGAGAGCGACUGUCCCUUUUUCCUUCUCUCCGACACGCUCCGCGUGGGCAGCAGCGGCACCAUCAAGGACAUCCUUCUGGAAGUGCAGAGCAGCUAUCUGCAGCAAGCGCGGCUCCUGGCUGAGAUCGAAUCCCUCCAAAGCUGUUUUGCCAUUGAUUGGCAGCCAGAGAAGAGGCUGCUGCAUUACCUGAAGCCAUCUUUCACUUGCACCCUCCAUGUGGAGCCGGGCUAUCCGACCAGCGGGGGGAUCUGCCUUCUCUCUGUCAAGAGUCAACAUGGCGCAGUCGAUGCAACUGUGUAUAGGCCCUCUCAGGAGACGCCCUCCCUGCAGGACUGGCUGAAAUACCUCAAUGCUGUGGACUUCAGUGCUCCUUUCCUCACUGGGACAGCUGUCUGACCGCCCUCAGCAGCAUAUUAAGGAUGUGGGGUUAUGAUCUCUGGGGAGGCUUCAUCCCCCUGUGCACUGCUUCUGGGUUGGUUUGUGUGUGGAAGUUCCAGGGUUCUGUUCAAUAAAAUGAGGUUGAGGAAUUA
Messenger RNA from Heteronotia binoei (common prickly gecko), 1392 nucleotides. RefSeq names its product ZW10 interacting kinetochore protein (gene ZWINT). The record is from RefSeq and is a predicted model, not a curated record. Gene Ontology annotation, cellular component: cytosol; kinetochore; dendrite. The transcript has 10 exons. Gene Ontology annotation, biological process: mitotic cell cycle checkpoint signaling; mitotic sister chromatid segregation; establishment of localization in cell. Bases 68 to 1258 code for a protein of 396 amino acids. NCBI's taxonomy places the organism in Eukaryota, Metazoa, Chordata, Lepidosauria, Squamata, Gekkonidae.